Aedes albopictus (Asian tiger mosquito) is the source of this 727-nucleotide messenger RNA. Its product is annotated as perlucin. Gene Ontology annotation, molecular function: signaling receptor activity. The record is from RefSeq and is a predicted model, not a curated record. The coding region runs from base 45 to 548 and encodes 167 amino acids. The transcript has 2 exons. Lineage: Eukaryota; Metazoa; Arthropoda; Insecta; Diptera; Culicidae.
CACGAUCGCUUCAGUUUACAGAUAGUACCUCGUCGGAAGUGGUCAUGCCGAAGACAAUUCCCUGCAAGUCAAUUGUACUGAUUGUGAUAUGGACAUUUUUGCAAGUUCAAAGUACACUGUCUAGCACAGACAAAGAAUACGAAAUUCCAAGCAUCAGAGCAAACUGGUUUAAAGCGAAUGAGUUCUGCAACUCGAUCGGCAUGCAGCUGGUGACGAUCACCAACCGCGACGAGAAUGACGCAGUGGCCCGGUUUGUCCAAGGAUCGGACAAGUUCAGCGAUGUGGCGUCAUCGUUCUGGCUCGGUGGGAGUGAUCUCGCGGAGGAAGGCACCUUCAGCUGGAUGCCCAACGGUCGAUUGGUCAGGUAUGCCAAUUGGUCACCGGGAGAACCGAACAACAACAAUGGGACCGAGCACUGUAUGCAGCUAGUUUACAUACCCCGGUUUGAGCAGAGAUGGACCUGGAAUGAUAACGAGUGCCGUACCAAAUACAUGUACUUUAUUUGUGAGAGUAAACCGCGCGAUUGCGUGGAACAACUCAAGGGAUGAUCGAUGGAGAAACGUGAAUCUAGAAGUGUGUGGGCGAUAGUUUGAAAAUAUUGUAAUUCAAUCAUACCGUAGUUGACGUUAGGGUUUCGUCACUCGUCGUAAUCUCGAUCAUGCGUAGUAGUUUUAUUUAAAAAAAUAAAUAUGUUUUUCAAAUUUUUCCGCCUGAUAGUGAAACAAAA